UUAUGAAAGUGACGAAUGCGUUUGUAAAGUAUUUUGUGGUAUGUUAAUUUACUAGGAAGUGAAGUAAUGAUCUACGGUUCAGUUCAGUGAAUUAAAUUAAGAAUGGGUUACCAGCUACUAGUGUGUGUGUGUGUGGGGGUGUGUGUGUGUGUGGGGGUGUGUGUGCGCGCUAUGUGUACAUAGUAACAUUGCGGGGAAGAAGCCUUAUAUAGUUGUGGCCCACCCUCCCACUUAUAUAAUGUAUCUACUCCUGAUAUACGCUAUAAGGCUUUAAGGUAAUUGCCUAGCCAGCUAUUAUUAGGUUUCCUCAAUUUAUUCAUUACCUAGCUAUACCUGGUAUUACAGUGCUACUAUUAAACAGCUCAGCUUUUCCUGGUACACAGUAAUUACACUGAAAAACAUUUGCUCUCUAGAAGUAUUAGUACUAUUUGCUGUUCUCUGGGAAUUGCUUGGAGGUGUUUCCGGUUGAUUGAUCGGUCACUGUUAGAAUAUAAAAAGCAACUACUGCUACAUAGUUAUAGUCAGAACUUUUAAGCAAACCUGUACGCUUUGCAGUAGUGCUGGUUGUCGUGGUGAUUGUGAGAAGUUGCUGCACUAGAUCCAGUUCAUUUGUGGCAGAUCAUCAUAAUAUGCCACUGUGCAGUUUUAGUAUCUUGAGGAAUUUAUUAAUGUCGGUUCUACUAUUCAAUAUUUGCCCACCAGGUAACAGAAACUACUACACAAGUGCUGUCCCACUACACAGCCUCAGGGAGAGCAAAACGGAAGAGCAGAACUCUAACUAUGACCAAGCAGCACCUCUCAAGCAACAGGGAAAGGGACUUCCACUGAAGGCCUUACUUAAUGACGAUGUCCCUAAUAUCCCAAGCCCCUCAAAUGUGCAACUUUCGUUCCUCAACAUCAGCUCUGUACUCAUCAGCUGGUCGUAUCCAGGGGCUGACCGGGCCUACUUUGUCGUGCAGAGGAGCUACGAUGGCGAUGCCUAUAAGAAUGUCUCGGGUCCACUCACUGCCACUCAGUUUGUGUACAGUGGUAUGAAGUUCUCAGCCUACUACCAGUUCAGGGUGAUUGCCUAUGUGGGGGGUGAGGCUAGCCCCCCCACAGAGACUGGCUACUUUGUCAAUGGAAUUACAGCACCUCCUGGUCCUCCGUUGAAUGUCGUGGCAACAGUGAUGUCAUAUGAUGUCAUCAAUCUUCAGUGGGAUGCCCCGCCCACUCCAUCCCCUGUGCUAUACCUUGUGGAGUGGGGGACUAACGAAACACACCUCAAUCAGGAGAAGACGAUAGCUCAGAGCACUCACGUGUCCUUUCCCUCCCUACAACUCAACACCACCUACUACUACCGAGUGAGGGCAGAGGUCAACUCCUGGACUAGCGUUGCCUCUCCAUUGGUCACCGCCACUACACCACCCCCCAAUCUUCCGGCGCUCACUGUGCAAGCCAAUGCCUCGGAUAGAUGGGUUCUCAUUGUCUGGUCUGACCCGUCCGAUGACCGCUACCCUAAAACCAUCACUAGCUACAAGAUCCUCGUCAAUUCAAACAAGGCGGCGCUAGAUUCUCAUAAACUCAACGACAGCAAUAUGUUCAUUUCUGUUAGUCCAACACUGCACAGCUUCAACCUAACAGGCCUGUCACCAGGAGGCAUGCUUACCGUGUGUGUGGCUUAUACCUCUAGUGACUUUCAGAGUGAAAUGAGUAGACCUUUACAGUUGGAGACGUUAGAAGAUGUGGUCUGCGGCUCAUGUGAUCCACUCUCCUCAACACAACUCAGGAUAGCGUACAAGGUGUUGACGAGCCUCAACAAAACACGGACUAUCAGUGUUCUAGAAUCUGGAGUCCCUCUAGCACAGUUUCGUACGCAAGAUAUUUCUGGAGUCACGAUUGUCUCUGAUUUGCGUCCGUGGACUGGGCAUUCUUUGACUGUUGCCUUGGAAACAACCUCUGGCGAGCGGCAAUCUGACCUUUGCCCUCUGCUAUACUGCUGGACAAAAGAAGCUGCACCCUCAGAGCCACCCACCAACAUCCGAGCAACGGCCCUAUCCUCUCAUUCGAUACAGCUCUCUUGGUCUCAGCCACACAGCAACGCUCUGAAUGGUAUCAUUACAAAAUACUCAGUCGGCUAUCAAUGCACACCACGAUACACUGGACAGGAUUGUAGCACCCGACAAUUUGACGUUACGGCCAAUAAACCAGAUAAUAUCUCAGCAAUUAUCGACUAUUUGACACCGUUCACAAUCUACUCAGUUGUCAUAUCUGCCAGUACUAAGGUUGGGCGAGGUCCACUGUCCUUCCCUCUUACACUCGCCACCAAAGAAGACGCUCCGACCACCUCUCCCGUCGUCACAACUGUCACUAACAUCACAGCGACAUCGUUUUACAUCAGCUGGCGCCCACCUACUCGUGAAACUCAAAACGGUGAAAUUAUCAGCUACAGACUAUCGCUGAUCACAGUUCCUAACAAUUGUAACGAUAUAAACAAGGGAAAAUUUCAAAAAGGUGGAAAUAUCGUUGUUCAAAAUGCAACAAGAACUAAGUUUAGUGAUUUACUAGCGGCUACAACCUACGCUGUUAUUGUAUCAGCGUCUACUAGUGCUGGUGAAAGUCCAUUCUCUGAACCUGUUUGUGUUUCUACAUUGCCCUCAGUGAACACACUCGUUCUUGACCUUAAUUUCACGGCUGAAGCCAUUCCCAGUAUUGUCGAAGAUGUCUGUUUUAACCUAACCUUCGGGUGGGACUGGCCUCUCUUGCUACAGUCGGCCCGGGGUGUCAGCCUUGUAACGUGGAGCGUUUUUAUUCAUUAUAAUAAUAAUAUUAUGUCCAACUCGUCACAAACUGCAAGUGUAUUUGUUGGCAAGGAUGUACUAGUAACCAUGGUGACAUUUUCUAAAUUCAAUCACAGCUGGAGUUUAGUAGGAGGAACUAAUAGCACAUUUUGGCUGGAAAUUAACGGCCUGCUCAGUAAUAACUCGUCAGUUCAAAUUCAAACUCAUCAAAAAUUAAUUUAUCUUCCCACUUGCUCCUCGUCUUUAAAUAAUUGGAUUUUGAUAACUAGUGUGUGCAUAGUCGCUGUUCUUGGUUGUGCUUCACUGCUCUGCCUAACCACCUGUUGUGGGUACUUAAAAUGGAAAAAGAGGCGACAAGUGGUUUCACAAGGUGGGUAUGUAAUGGACAACUUCGUGCCUCCUGAUCUAGAAGAGAAUGAUUAUCUUCUUGACCCGAGUCUGAGAAUCAGCGAUGGACAAAAUUCGAUAGAAAACAGUAGAACAAGCUCGGAAUCACUUUACGAGGAUGAUUCAUCGUCUUUAUCGCGAGCAUCAGACAGUGAUUCGGAAUUACUCGAUCUCGGCACUGAUGAUGAUAAUUCUUCGCCCUACCCUAAAACCACAACUCUCAGGCUGCCCCCUGCCAAUGGAAUGUCUGAUUCUCCGUUGAAGCCAAGAGAUUCAGCCCUAGCCCUAGACAGUUUGGAGGCCGAGUGUCGACCACAAGCCCUUCCUUUGGCACCUCGCCAGAACCCAGACGGUUGCUCCCUGAGUAGCACCAACAGUUCGGAGUCCACGGCAUUGAUGGAAAAUGAAGAUUAACGUUUUUAUGAUUCAUGCUAAAAUUUUUUUAUUGUUGAUUAUUACAUUUUUCAAAUUUGUCUGUCAGCUAUGAGCAAAUCAGAAUAAACUUUGUUAUUUUCAUUCCAUUUUUUUUUUACUUUUUUUUUCUGUAUGCACUGUUUGUGCGUAUUCACUCAUUGUGUUUUUGAGUCCCAUUGCCUAUAUUUCAGCAAAUUUCUAUAUUUUCAUGAAUAGACCAGUCACUAUCGAGA
Halichondria panicea is the source of this 3814-nucleotide messenger RNA. Its product is annotated as receptor-type tyrosine-protein phosphatase F-like. The coding region runs from base 630 to 3581 and encodes 983 amino acids. The transcript is spliced from 15 exons. Gene Ontology annotation, biological process: cell-cell adhesion. Gene Ontology annotation, molecular function: protein binding. The record is from RefSeq and is a predicted model, not a curated record. NCBI's taxonomy places the organism in Eukaryota, Metazoa, Porifera, Demospongiae, Suberitida, Halichondriidae.